AAAAUUUUGAUUAUUGAUAAUUUUUCAUUUUAAAAGACGUGCGACUUGCGGGUGGUUCUCACAAUGAAGGACGGGUAGAGGUUUAUUUUAACGGCACGUGGGGAAAAGUUUGUAGUUCCAAUUGGAGAAUGGACUAUGGUCAUGUUGUUUGCAGACAGCUUGGUUUUCAAAAAGCCGUGGGUAUUUACUAUUCUGGCCAUUUUAUCACGGAAACUGGACCGUUUUGGAUGGACCAAGUUUGGUGCACUGGUGAUGAAUCCACGUUGUUUUCAUGUCGUCAUUGGGGUUGGGGAAAUCAUCAAUGUUAUUAUAAUGAUGCCGUUGGUGUCGAGUGUAAAGGCACUCGAGGUGAGAAUAAAUGUUAAUUAAAAAAUUAAAAAUUUUACGAACCAGUCAUCAGUGCCGUCGGAAGGAAAUUGUUAUUUGGGGAGUUCAGUUAAGGGAGUUCUGAGUGUCUCCUAUAGUUUUGUUUAGCAAUAUAUUGAUUAAGUUUGAUCGAUAAUUGUCUUGUUUUGUGGACAUUUUUAGAGUCUUCCACAGUAAAACCAUCUUCUACUGCCAAUGUACAAGGUAAAUGAAAUAUUUUGAUGUGGGUACAUGUUUUAAAAAUGCAUCUUUUAAUACAGUAGUAGAAUUCGUUGGUUCCAUCAUUUCUGCCACUCUACUAAUCGUUUGGUGUGCUAAUGUAUACGACUUGGCUGUCUGGCAUAAAACGGAUUGGGUAUAGGCUAGGUACUAAAUUAUUUUAUUUCAAUUUUCGUAUAGCAUCGUCGGUAAUCACGUCUCCAACAGCAAUCAGUUCCAGUGUAGAUCAAGGUGAUUUAAAAGUGUUUUUUUUUUAGAAAAAUUGGAAUUAGCCAUGAAAAUGGAAUUAAAACCGUUUCAACCUUUUUAGAUUUUGGACGUUAAUGCCCCCCAUCUUGGCUUCACUGAAGUUCUUGCACGAUAGAAUUCGCUGCUCUAACUUGAAUCCUCACCCAAUCCUGACACUAACAAGCUCACUCACACUCAAUGAGUGGAAGUUCAAUCUGAGCUUCUCUCGAGUUUCAUUGCUGUUUUUGAAUAGCGGCUGGAGGGCUAGUGUCGUACCUAUUAACUAUGUGACUACUCACCCUCCAGCCAUUCAAACGCAAUGACACUCGAGAGAAGUUCAGAUUGAACUUCCACUCAUUGAAUGUUAGUGAGCUUUUAGAAUACAGGCGUAACACUAAGGCCUUAACCCAACUUUAACCAACUCCACACUCAUUCCGCGUGUCUGCUCUUUUCAUUUUGCAGAUGAAUCUUCGACGGUGACCCCAACAGUGCAGUACUGUAACUCAUAUUUUCAUUUCUGCUGUCUAAAUGGUCAAUGUAUUGAUCGAGGCGAUGUUUGCAAUGGUAGAAAUGAUUGUUAUGAUGCUAGUGACGAAGUUUACUGUAAUUUGACAGGUUGGUGGCUUUUGGAGAAGUGGGACUUGGGAUCCUUACACACGUAAAAAUUUCACAACUUGUCAACAAAAUGCGUUCCCAACAGGCUUGUAGCUUGACAACAACAAUUCAUAACAAUGCUGUUAUUUUAUCAAGUUGCUACAAGAUUGUCACUCGCAACUUGUUGACAAAUUGGUGAAUUAUAGGACGAUAAUAGGUUGUCAGAACAACUUGUAACAAGUCUAUUGAGCUCAACAACCUUGUAGCAAGUUGUCAACAAGCUCUUGACAACUUGUCAACAAGCUGGGAACAAGCAGUGCGAACAGAUCCUGUUGACAAGUUGUUGGAACAGCAUUGCCACAAGUUCGCUGUAGGUUUGUUACAACUUGUGCGUUUUUACGCGUGUAGUUCCAGACUAACUUCGUCCGCCAAUUUAUAGUACCCCAUCUCUUGUGUUUGAGAAUUGCUUUUUAAAAUUUUGUGAUGUAUUUAGAUGUACACUUCAGUAUGAAAUUUUGAUUCUUGAUAAUUUUUUAUUUUAAAGACGUACGACUUGCGGGUGGUUCUCACAAUGAAGGACGGGUAGAGGUUUAUUUUAACGGCACGUGGGGAAAAGUUUGCAGUUCCAAUUGGAGAAUGGACCAUGGUCAUGUUGUUUGCAGACAGCUUGGUUUUCAAAAAGCCGUGGGUAUCUACUAUUCAGGCAAUUUUAUCCCGGAAACUGGACCGUUUUGGAUGGACCAAGUUUGGUGUACUGGUGAUGAAUCCACGUUAUUUUCAUGUCGCCAUUGGGGUUGGGGAAAUCAUCAAUGUUAUUAUAAUGAUGCCGUUGGUGUCCAGUGUAAAGGCACUCGAGGUAAGAAUAAAUUAUAAAAAUUUCGAACAUGUCGCAAAUCUGUGCCGUCGAAAAACAAAUUGUUAGUGAGUUUGGCAACCAACAAAGGCGAUGACAGAAAACAAAAUUAAUUAUACUGUUGUAUUCGACCCAAAACCCACAUCACUAAACUUUUAAAAUCUUUCUAUCUUUCUUUCAAAGUUCAAACAACCCUGAAUUUGCGCUCUUUUUGCGUUCCCGAAAGCUCGGAAAAGCAUUCCCGUGUUUCCGGAGAGGAUUUUUUUAUCGAAGUUGCGAAUUUCUUUAUGUCAGUAAGCUUCCAGUGGCGGAAAUUCACCCACCAAGAUUUCCGCCACUGUAAGCUUCUGAGCAUUAUUUCGCUUUGCUCGCCGAAGUAUUACUGGCGAAACAACGAGUGACCUUUACUAAACCUUUAGGAAGAACAAUUGAUAUUGCUCAGAUCCAGUAUAAAUAAAGUUAGUUUAGUUUAGGUUUCCUCCUGCAGUAACACUGGAUCAAUAAGCGAUGACCUUACCAGACCACUAGAAAGAACAGUUUAGAACUGAUGGAUCUAUUCAAAACUGAAUCAAUAAGAGACUAAGGUUUUUUGCUUUUACAGGAAAUUCCACCGUAAAGCCUUCUACGCAAGGUAAAUUCGACAUGUUUAAUCCAGAAGAGAAACUUUAGACGACGCUAAUAAUUGAUAUCAAUUCACAAUCAUGUUCCUUCAUAGGACGUCCAACACCAACAUGGAACGCAACAUUAGCGUCAACAACACCUCGUCAUUGUUUAUCCGGGGCGUUCCAGUGCAGAAAUGGCAGAUGUAUCAACAAGAGUAGAGUUUGCGACAAAAAUAACGACUGUGGAGAUAACAGCGAUGAACUCCUGUCAAUUUGUUCAGGUAAUGUCGCGAGAAGUCUCAGAAUAGGCAAAAUAAAGGCUUAUGCUGUGGAUGAAAUAAUUAUACUGUUAGAAACUUUCAAACUGAUCUGCCCCUUUCGAAGCCAAACAGAUGAUUUCUCAAAAGAAGCUUUAAAUAUAGCGGUGCUUAUCUUUGGAAUAGCCUUCCACUUGAAGCUAAGCAAGCUCAAUCAAUUUACUUUUUUAAUAUUUAAGAGUUGUAUAACACAAAAUAUUCGAUGUUAAUAAUCGAGUAUCUGAGACACAUCACCGUAUAGCUUUGAUACUGAUGCAUGUACAUAUACUGUAGUAGUAGACUUAGUUUUCUUCUUUUUUAUAUUCUUUGUGGUAUUUUUGUAUAUAUGGACGCUUCCUGUGGAGAUUUUGUAGUUGUCGGGGCUGGCGUCGUAAAAUAAAGUGUGCAAUAAAAAAUAAUGGGUUUGUUAGAGUCAAACUCUAGGUGACUCUGCAGGUCGUCUCUGCUCACCCGUAAGGGCCGUAACUGAGCUGAAAUAUUUUCGGUUUUUACGAAAGUAAUUAUCGAGUGCUGACUGUACGGACAGCGAACUAUUUUCACAGAGUAAGACCACACCUUUCAUUAAAUCUUCAUGUUUUUCUUUUUCCCCUUUGUUCAUAUUUAUCCUAGACCUACAGUGGUGAAACUUUGUAAAAUAAUUACUUUACUUGGUUUUGUUUAUUUUUUCCAAUAGUUUUUAACCCUCAAUUUCAGACAACCUUCGUCAGUGACAUGAAAUUGGUUUCUUAAAUGGAUAAAUUCUGUUGCGUGUUUAGAUGUUAGUAACUGCUGAACAUUUUACUGCUAAUUGUUAACAUUUUUUAAUUUUAGACGUACGACUUGUUGGUGGAUCCGAUCACAAUGAGGGGCGGGUAGAGGUUUACUAUAAGGGUAAAUGGGGAACAAUUUGUCAUGAUUCCUGGGAUAUAAACGAUGCUGAGGUUGUCUGCAGACAGCUUGGUUUUCAAGAUGCUGAGUCUAGUCACAAGUAUAGUAAUUUUGGUGGUGGGACUGGACAGAUUUGGCUUGGCGAUGUUAAAUGCGGAGGUCGUGAGUCAUCGCUAUUUUCGUGCAGACACAACGGAUGGGGAAGUCAUCUUUGUGGUGACAAUCACAAUAAGGACGCUGGUGUUCGCUGUAGUGGCUCUCGAGGUGAGAACAGAUGAAGUAUACUCUUUCGACUAAAGUGAAAUUAUUAACUUCUUAUUAACCGAGCACGAGGUCUGUACAGAGCCGAAAUAUCGGACCGAGGUCUUUUCUCUGUAAAGACCGAGCAAGCGGGGUUAAUAAAAAGUUUAUUAUGUGGCAUUUAUAUUAGCCUGCGUGCAGGCCCAAGGGAACUGAUAGUGGGCCGGCAACCAUCACCCCAUGUUUUCGAUUUUCGCCGGCCGAACCGCCGGCUAAAUUCCCAUUGGCUAGCUGAGGCGAUCGGUAAUUAAUUAACCUAGCGUGCAGGCCCAAGGGAAAAGUGAUUCAUCACAAAGGCAUAGACAAAGGCUCUCGAUAAGCUUAAAAUUUGAAAAUUGAUUACUUUUCGAUUACAAAUGGAACAAGAACAGACUGUUUAUUGUUUACUUGAAGGAAGACAUGUUUUUGCCGUUAUGCCAAU
This is a messenger RNA of Paramuricea clavata, 4767 nucleotides long. Lineage: Eukaryota; Metazoa; Cnidaria; Anthozoa; Malacalcyonacea; Plexauridae. The record is from the annotation of a GenBank genome assembly.